AUGAAUUCUGUGCCUCGACCAACGUCUUUACCAUCACAUAGUAUACCUCCCCCUCCACUAUUUACCAGGAAUGCUGCAGGAGGGGUUGAUCUACUCAAUGAGGUGGCCAACGCUAGGAGGAGCAGUAGCCCACGACCCAUGGGAUCAGCCGGGAUCGCUAGAGUCGAUGCACUAACUUCCCUGGAGUCUACGUUGGAGUCUUUAGCCAACCUCCUAUUUGCCCUUCGUCAAGAGCGUCGACGUAUACAACACGAGAAGCAGCAAUUGAACGUUGAGUGGGCUAAGUUCCGAAGGAUGUGUGCGGGAUCCUAUAUGAGGAUGUACGAGGCCUCCAUGCAGCAGCAGCAGCAGCAUUCGACAGCAUCAGCAUCUCAAGGAAGGUCCACCACAUGUGAGCGUGCUCCUGCGCCCCCAUCUACCCCACACGAGUCACUACGAGAGGCGAUGAGGAGACAUCCCGCCACGACCUCUACAAUGGAAACACCAUCGUGGACAGCCACACUCGACAAGAUGACUGCAAAUUGUGGAGAUGAAAUGCCGAACAAUCUUCACUCGGCAUGGCCCUAUGCCUCCCAGCAUGCUGCCAACCCUCGCUCUCAAGAUAUAGGUCGUCGUCGUCUUCGGAGGCCCUUCCCUGACGAGGAUGUAGAUGAUCAUCGUCAAGCUAAGCUGGCGAGACUCGAAGGUCGACCGGGCAAUAGGGAUCAUUAUUCGUCCUUUCCAAAGCAUGAAGGAGAGGUAGAUGUUGGGAUGAUGAUGAGCUCAAGCAAGUCUCGAACACCUCCAUCACCACCACCGAGUGACCAUCCGAGAGUGAAGGGCAUCACUUGGGUUGGCGGGACCCGGAGCUGGAUGGCUCGAUGGGUCGAAGAUGGGAAGUUGAAGAGCAAGACGUUCUCUACUAAAAAGUACGGCUUUGCAGAUGCCUACAGGUUGGCGGAAGAAUGCCGAUUGCGGAAGAUGGGUAUCUCUCUAGAGGACCUCCCUCAGGGGUCUCGUUCAAAGGAGAGCAAUGAGGAAAGAUGGGAUGAACAUACUGAGCCACUUACAGAGGAGGCGCCAGAGAGCCAUAGUGAGGCUGCUGAUUAUGAUAGUGCUUCGGUAGAGAGUCCUUCCUCACCGGAGACCUUCGGUAACCCAGAAAGUGAUACUCAUGAAUCUGCCAAGAUGGAAGAUGGUCUUCGAGCGGAAGCUACUGUAAUACGACAGUGAGGUCGCAGUCAGCGAACGUACUCAGCCGCGUUACUAUCGUUCAUUAUAAGCAGUAACGCAAUCUAUCACACAUUCCAACUAAACUUGGGAUAAUCUCAUCAUAAUCACUGCCAGAUUCAACAUACUAUUCAUCUAACUCAACCGCUUGAAAGUUACUUGACGACGAUACCUUGCCGCUGCCGCCGAACUACUGUUAUCG
This is a messenger RNA of Perkinsus marinus ATCC 50983, 1411 nucleotides long. RefSeq lists its product as hypothetical. Gene Ontology annotation, molecular function: DNA-binding transcription factor activity. Gene Ontology annotation, biological process: regulation of DNA-templated transcription. The record is from RefSeq and is a predicted model, not a curated record. NCBI's taxonomy places the organism in Eukaryota, Perkinsozoa, Perkinsida, Perkinsidae. The transcript is spliced from 12 exons. The coding region runs from base 1 to 1212 and encodes 403 amino acids.